AUGCGGCCAGAGCUCGGCUUAGCUAAUGGACGAAGGGUUCAUAACGUCAAGCAAUCUGCAGCAAGCACCGAGUCUGGGACCCAAUCUGGAUUCUGGGCCGAGCUCGAGUCGCUCAAGACGCCUACGGCCAAGGACGUUGCGUCUGCACCCAAGAUCGGAGAUCAAGCGCCGUCCACGACCCUGCUGAACCCGCCGGACGGACGCAAGACCAUCGUGCUCUUCCUCCGUCACUUCGCAGAGAAGACGUUCAAGACCCUGGCCACCUUCUCCGAAAAGCACAAGGAUGCCCAUUGCGUCGCCGUGUCGCAGUCUUCCGCCCAAGCCACGGAGCGAUGGGUCCCCCAAGUCGGGGGCGCAUGGAACACCGGCAUCGUCGACGAGGGCCGCGACCUCUACGCAAAACCAAGUAUCUGGAAUCGACCCACCGAGAGCAGGACUCGUUGGCAGACAAGCGGUGCCUUUGCCAUCGAUGAGACAGGCAUCGUGCGCUGGGCUCAUGUAUCCAAAGCUGCCGAUGACAUGCCAAAUUUCGACGCUGCUCUCGUGGCGCUUGGACUGAACCCCAAUGAGUCGACUUGA
Messenger RNA from Hirsutella rhossiliensis, 579 nucleotides. RefSeq names its product Thioredoxin-like fold protein. The record is from RefSeq and is a predicted model, not a curated record. NCBI's taxonomy places the organism in Eukaryota, Fungi, Ascomycota, Sordariomycetes, Hypocreales, Ophiocordycipitaceae. Bases 1 to 579 code for a protein of 192 amino acids. The transcript has 4 exons.